This is a messenger RNA of Aspergillus terreus NIH2624, 2748 nucleotides long. RefSeq names its product non-ribosomal peptide synthetase. Gene Ontology annotation, biological process: biosynthetic process; secondary metabolic process. The transcript has 2 exons. Gene Ontology annotation, molecular function: CoA-ligase activity. NCBI's taxonomy places the organism in Eukaryota, Fungi, Ascomycota, Eurotiomycetes, Eurotiales, Aspergillaceae. Bases 1 to 2748 code for a protein of 915 amino acids. The record is from RefSeq and is a predicted model, not a curated record.
AUGACUUUGAACAACCUACAGGCACUCCUGAGACGAGUGGCCGCAAGAGAGGACAGUGGCCAUGUGGUAGUGUAUGGCAUGGGGAACACCAAAGCCUUCAAGUCUUACUCCUACCAAGACUUGCUGCGGGUGGCCAUAAAGGCGUCUGUGGCUCUCCGCAAGACAAGUGACCUGCACCCUGGAUCCGUUAUCUUGCUUCAUUUUGACAAUCACUGGGAUAACAUCGUCUGGUUUUGGGCGGCGUCCUUUGCGGGAUGUCUUCCUGCUAUCUCAGCUUCUUUCUCGAACGACGCGUCCCAACGCACGGCACACAUUGAGCGUCUGUCGACAACGCUCAUGCAUCCGCUCUGCUUGACCAAUGAAAGAAUCAUGGCGGACUUUGCCGGGCAGGAUGCGGUCCAGCCACUUGCCGUUGAAACCCUCGUCUUGAACGGGGAUGUCUCGUUCGAAGCCCUCCCCCAAGAACAUCCGGAGCCAAGCCUCAGCGACGAUGCCCUUCUUCUCUUCACUUCAGGCAGCUCGGGGAACUCCAAGGGCGUAUGUCUGAGCCAUGGACAGAUCCUGGCGAGCAUCUCUGGUAAAUACGCCGUCCGUCCGUUGCCGGACAACACUUCAUUCCUCAACUGGGUGGGGCUGGACCAUGUCGCCGCGAUUGUCGAAAUCCACCUCCAGGCGAUGUACGCACUGAAGACGCAGGUCCACGUGCCAGCCGCAGACAUUUUGUCUAGCCCAGCCACUUUCCUCCAGUUACUCGAGAAGCACCGGGUUUCCAGGACAUUCGCCCCGAACUUCUUCCUCGCCAAACUUCGAGACCUCUUGCAGGAGAAUGACUCCCUGCCUGAGCCGCGACGCUGGGAUCUCCGUUCUCUGGAAUACGUCGCUUCGGGGGGCGAAGCAAACGUGACCAAGACUUGUGAUCGUCUGUCAGAGUACUUGGUUGCAUUCGGAGCCCCGAAGGAUGUGAUCGUUCCUGGGUUUGGAAUGACGGAGACUUGUGCUGGGUCUAUCUUCAAUACCCGCUGUCCGGAGUACGAUAAGAGCCGGUCAGCGGAGUUUGCUUCAGUUGGGACCUGCAUGCCUGGUAUCUCCAUGAGAGUGACUGACCUCUCUAACAAUGCCUUGCCUUCCGGGGAGAUUGGUCAUCUGCAACUGACGGGCCCGGUCGUCUUCAAGAGAUAUUUCAACAAUACGAGCGCCACACAGGAGGCCUUUACCCCCGAUGGCUGGUUUAAGACAGGAGACAUGGGCUGCAUUGAUGAGAACGGGUGUCUAACACUUACCGGGCGUGCAAAAGAGAAUAUGAUCAUCAACGGUGUCAACCAUAGUCCCCAUGAGAUCGAGACUGCCCUCGACAAGAUUCCCGGACUCACUCCGAGCUACAGCUGUUGCUUCUCUUUCUUCCCAUCGGGAGGGGAGACCGAGGAGAUCUGUGUGGUGUAUCUACCCACAUACAGCCCUGACGACCUGGCUGCACGAGCCCAGACGGCCGAUGCAAUUUCAAAGACAGUCCUCAUGAGUACGGGUUCGCGGCCGCAUGUACUGCCGCUCGAAAGAGAGGCCCUUCCCAAAUCCUCGUUGGGAAAGCUGUCGCGAGCCAAAAUCAAGGCGGCGUACGAGAAGGGGGAGUAUGCGACCUACCAGAACGCCAAUAACGAGCUGAUGCGACGAUACCGGGAGAGCACUCGCGCGGAGCCGCAGAACGACCUCGAGAAAACGCUGCUGGAAGUCUUCACGCGCUCGCUGAGCAUCACAGACGACGCAUUCGAUGUGAAAACCCCUAUUUUCGAUGUGGGAAUCAACUCGGUCGAGUUGAUCCGUCUGAAAAGAGACAUCGAAGACCAUCUCGGCAUGGCUGCGUCAGCAAUCCCCAUGAUCAUGCUGAUGACGCACAGCACCGUCAGAGAUCUAGCCACUGCUUUGGAAAAACUGCAGGGCCCGCGCGAGUACGAUCCGAACCCGCUGUGGCUGGUCCACCCCGGCGCAGGCGAAGUGCUGGUCUUCAUCAACCUCGCCCAGUAUAUCGUUGACCGGCCAGUGUACGCGCUGCGCGCACGCGGGUUUAACGAUGGAGAACAGCCCUUUGAGACUAUCGAAGAGGCCACGGCCAGCUACUACAAUGGCAUCAGGUCGCGCCAGCCACACGGGCCCUACGCGCUGGCCGGGUAUUGCUAUGGAUCUAUGCUGGCGUUUGAGGUCGCGAAGAUGCUCGAAUCGCACGGCGAGGAAGUCCGCUUCCUGGGCUCGUUCAACCUCCCGCCUCAUAUCAAAAUGCGCAUGCGCGAGCUGGACUGGAAGGAAUGCCUGCUCCACCUGGCGUACUUCCUGGAUCUGGUCUCGCAGGAGCGCUCGCGAGAGAUGUCGGUGGAGCUUGCGGGCCUUAGUCACGAUGAAAUCCUGGACAGUGUGAUCCAGAACGCGAACAUGGAGCGGUACGCCGAGCUCUCGCUGAACCGGCCCUUGCUGGUGCGAUGGGCCGAUGUUGCGUACGAGCUGCAUCGCAUGGCCUUCGACUACGAUCCUGCUGGCUGCGUGGCGGGAAUGGAUGUGUUCUUCUCUAUUCCGCUCGCCAUCGCGGCCGCCUCGAAGACGGAGUGGCGUAAUGUGCACCUGAGCCAGUGGGAGGAUUUCACCAGGACUGUACCCAAGUUCCACGAUGUGGCCGGCGAGCAUUACAGCAUGAUCGGCCCGGACCAUGUUUUCAGCUUCCAGAAGACUUUGCGAAAAGCGCUGGAUGAGCGAGGAAUGUGA